ACAAAAACGAUAGCAUACAAAAAUAGACACAGUAUGCUACUUACACUUUUUACAGUAAUAUCAAAGGAACAAAUCACAAGAGAAAAUAAAUAAAUAAAUAAAUAAAUGCACGGUAUAAAUAAAUAUGACCAAAUAUGUGCAUUUCUUUUACAUCAUAUCUCUGAACCAAUCACUGGCCAGAACGAACGCAUCAAAGCGGAGACUAACCAAUCAGAGACUUCCUAAGCAGUUCGUGGAGCGAGUUUUACCUGAGUAAAGUAUUUAUUUGCAUCUCUUCAAGUCUUCUGGGUGUAUUUUGACUGGUGAGCCCUCGCAGUUUGGAUAUAUCUUGUCGGAUCCUCUUGGAUGAUAGAAUGGACUCCGGUGACUGUCCUGAGAAGAACAUUCAGUUUAGGGUGGACCAUUUAUUAACUGCGGUAGAAAAUGAGCUUCAAGCUGGCAGCGAGAAAGGAGAUCCGACGGAAAGAGAGCUUAAAGUCGCUUUGGAUGAAAAUGAGCUUUGGCAGAAAUUCAAAGCACUGACAAAUGAGAUGAUAGUGACCAAGAAUGGCAGGCGCAUGUUUCCAGUACUAAAAGUUAAUAUAUCGGGUCUAGAUCCAAACGCCAUGUACUCUUUCUUACUGGAUUUCGUCCCAGCCGACAAUCACCGGUGGAAGUAUGUGAACGGUGAGUGGGUACCGGGCGGCAAACCCGAGCCACAAGCCCCUAGCUGCGUGUACAUCCACCCGGACUCGCCAAACUUCGGCGCGCACUGGAUGAAGAGCUGCGUGUCCUUCAGUAAAGUCAAACUCACCAACAAACUCAACGGAGGAGGGCAGAUUAUGUUGAACUCGCUGCACAAAUAUGAGCCGCGUAUCCACAUAGUGCGCGUUGGUGGUCCACAGAGGAUGAUCACCACUCACGCUUUCCCCGAAACACAGUUCAUUGCAGUGACUGCCUAUCAAAAUGAAGAGAUUACGUCUCUCAAAAUUAAAUACAAUCCAUUCGCCAAAGCUUUUCUGGAUACCAAGGAAAGAAGUGAUCAUAAGGAAAUUAUUGAGGAUGUCAGUGAAAGUCAGCAGUCUGGUUAUUCUCAAUUAAGCAGCUGGUUUCUGCCAUCCGCAGGGUCACUGUGUCCAUCCGCAAACCCUCACGCACAGCUCAACAGUGCACUGUCUCUGUCUACAUCCCACGGCUGUGAACGUUACUCCACUCUUAGGGGCCACCGGUCCGCACCGUACCCCAGCACGUACGCCCACCGCACUGCUUCUCCUACUGGUUAUUCUGACAGCUCCUCGUGUUUAUCCAUGUUGCCGUCUCAUGAUAACUGGUCCAGUCUACAGAUGUCCUCGCACUCCAGUGUGCUGCCGAUGGGCCACAGCUCUGGCCCAAACUCAAACACCAGUCAGUACACCAGCUUGUGGUCUGUAGGGAACUCCUCUCAGUCUGGAAGUAUGAGCAGCAGUCUGGGCUCUCAGUUCCUCCGCGGCUCGGCCGGUCACUACAGCAGUCUCGCUCACCCGCUCACAGCGCCCUCUUCUGGCUCUCCUUUAUACGACACAGCUGCUUCAGAGGCUUCAGAAUAUGACACAGCAGCCCAUACUCGCCUUCCUACAGCCUGGACCCAUGUGGCACCACCAUCCUUAUAGAAGUCAAGCCUAUGGACUAAAGUUAAGCCAUGUACAGUACAACUGAACUCUCCUGGCUUUCAAAUAGGGCUGUCAAAGUAUGGGGCAUUCACACCAGACAUGGUUUGCAUGAAUAGAUUGCGUUAUUCACACGUAGUGAAGUUUAUUUAUAACAACUGACCACGUUUGGUAUCAUUGGUGGGAUGUCUGUCUGCCCGGUAACUCCAGUUCUGUUGCUAAAUGGCUGACAUGGAUUUAAUUGAGAGAGUAGCUGUGCUUAAUGUGCUUUAGGAAUGCUGAAAAAACAGCGUAGAUUCGUUCGGCGCCGUGUCUGGGUCUAUUAGUUCCUUCAGAGUUGCACCCAGCUCUGUGAGUUCAUCAACUCCUCCAGAAACUGCUCCUGGAUGACGGCUGAUUUCAGUGGUACUUCUGAUUGAGCCUCGGGACACCUACUACAGGUGCUACGUCAUAAUCACGCCCCUACUAGAGCAAGCUCCUGAUUGGUUAACAUGUCAUGAAUGUCCAUCAAAGUUCAUCAUUCGCUCGCUGCGAAUAGUGUCGCAGGAUGCCUAAUUGCUUCAAUACAUUGACAAUCACUCGGCCUUGAUGCUUCAACUGUGUCUGUUGCGAACGUACCAUAAAACACAGCUGAUUGCUAUUGUGCUCACGUGCUCAACAGAAACUAACUGUGAUUGAUUGUGAAGGUCAUCAGUUCACCGCACUUCACCACUAGUCAUCAAGUGCAAACACAGAUACACGGACACUAGAGUUUUAUAGCUGCGUCAGUCAGUCAACCCAUCAGCAUGUUUUUGAACAGGAAUGAUGUUCCAGGAUCAACAUACAUACACUGCCUGACAAAAGUCUCGUCGUCGAUCUCAGUUGUAAGAGCA
Danio rerio (zebrafish) is the source of this 2497-nucleotide messenger RNA. NCBI's taxonomy places the organism in Eukaryota, Metazoa, Chordata, Actinopteri, Cypriniformes, Danionidae. The record is from RefSeq and is a predicted model, not a curated record.